ACCGGGGUAACGGAGUUUUGAGGUUUUACGGAAUGUUGCCGGUGUAGCAGGAACUCCCGCCAUUUUUCAAUCGCCUACAAAGCUUCUUGUUUGUUUAUAUAAUCGACACGUCACUCAAAACGAUAUUUAUACGGUUUGCACUCGAUUGGGACGAGGAAGUUGUAUGUCGUUCUGGCCUGGACAAUCAAUUGCACACGGAGUUGAGUGGUAGAAGAAAGCCCGCCAUACCCGCGCUGACGGGCCGCCUCCGCUUCAGUCGCGUUUCGCGCGUUCACCCCGGUACUUCAGGAGCUUCCGUUGCGUUCACUCAUAGCACUUUUACAGCCACAUCACCAUGACCCAAUGGAAUCCUGCGAACCGAAGUUCACAGAAGACAUGUAACUGAUCCACAAAGCUACGUUUGUUUGGGUUUUAUUUAUACUCGCUUCACGAAAAAGUAAAGCGACGCGCGCUAGCCUAGCCCCGAUGCUACGCCGCUAAAACGCGGGGAUUUUACAGGAUAUUCAGUUCAAGCUGAGGUCGAAGAAGUAACGUUUCUGACAGACAGACCCAGUGCCGUAGAAACCCGCGAUGGCACCGUUGCUAGGACGAAGGCCAUUCCCGCUGGUAAAGCCACUGUCGGAGACGCCGGGCCCAGGAGAGGAUGUGUACAUCAUCGAGCACACUAAAGAGGCCUUCAAGAACAAAGAAGAGUAUGAGGCUCGGCUGCACAGAUACGCUGAGCGGAUAUGGACGUGCAAGAGCACCGGCAGCAGCCAGCUCACACACAAGGAAGCCUGGGAAGAAGAGCAGGAAGUCACUGAGCUGCUUCAGGAGGAGUAUCCGGCGUGGUUCGAGAAGCGUGUUUUGGAGAUUGUGCACCAUAACACAGUACCUCUUGAUAAGCUAGUUGAUCUGGCCUGGGUGGAGAUUCUCACGAAGUAUGCAGUGGAUGAGGAGUGUGACUUUCUGGUUGGCAAGGAUAAAACGUUGCCCGUGAAAGUGGUAAAGAUUCAUCCUCUGGAGACUCCACAAGAAGAACAUGCUGAGAAGAAAAUUGAAGGAGCUUGUGAUUCUCCAUCCAGUGAUAAAGAAAACACCAGUCAGGAGAACCUGAAGAAGGACCCACAGUCUACAGAAGAAGAGAACCGGAGAGAAAGUCUCUCUGAUAGGGCCCGUCGCUCACCCAGAAAGCUCCCCACCAGUAUGAAGGAAGAGAAGAAGAAGUGGGUGAUGCCCAAAUUUUUGCCCCACAAGUAUGACGUCAAACUCCUGAAUGAAGAUAAAGUAAUCAGCGAUGUCCCCUCAGACAGCCUGUUUAGAACAGAGCGGCCACCCAAUAAAGAAAUCAUGCGCUAUUUCAUUAGACACUAUGCCCUGAGGUUAGGCUCAGGUGAGAGCGCCCCCUGGGUGGUGGAGGAUGAACUUGUGAAAAAAUACAACCUGCCAAGCAAAUUCAGCGACUUUUUACUAGACCCACACAAGUUUUUGGCAGAAAAUCCUUCAUCGAAGAGAAAAAGCGUGUGCUCACCAGAAGGUAAAUCAAAUAAGAAGCUGAAAUCUGGGGAGUCUGGAUCCAACGGCGAGGUGGAGAAGAAAAAGACAAAAGACUCCCAAAACAUAUCGCUCAGUCCAACCCUCUGGGAUCAUAUGCAGGUGAAAAAAGUUAAUGGAUCUCCUUUAAAAAUGAAAAACUCAGGGACAUCAAAGAAAUCUGAUGAAAACAUUCUCAGCACUCCAAAAUCCAGCAAGAAGCAGGGAGACAAAAAACAAACCGACGCCAAAAAAAGCCGCAAGAGUGGAAUCACCAAGACCCCCAGCAGCCAGAAAUCCUCCAAAAAAGACGAGAGAACCUCGGGAAGCUCCAAGAAACCUAAAAUGAAGCAGAUGACCCUUUUAGAGCUUGCCAAAAGUCCAACUGCAGCAGCGAGCCCCAAAAAGAGAUCCAGAAGUUUAAGUACCGGAACCCCUAAGCUAGGCAAACCCUUGCCACCAAUGGCCUUACAUCUUCUUAGAUUCUACAAAGAAAAUAAAGGCAAAGAGGACAAAAAGACCACUCUGUCCUCACUGCUGUCCAAAGCAGCAAAAGCGCUGUCGGCUGAGGAUCGCGGACGGCUCCCCGAGGAGUUGAAGGAGAUGGUGCAGAAGCGAUGGGAGGUCCUCGAGCAGAAACGCAGAUGGGCGCUGAUGAGCGAAGAGGAGAAACAGGAUGUGCUUCGACAGAAGCGGCAGGAAGUGAAGCAGAAACUACGGGAAAAAGCAAAAGAACGACGAGAGAAGGAGAUGCAGGUGAAGAGGGAGAUGUCACGACGUUAUGAAGAUCAGGAGAUAGAGGGUAAGAACCUGCCUGCUUUCCGCUUGUUCGAUAUGCCUGAGGGCUUGCCCAACGCACUUUUUGGAGACAUAGCGAUGGUCGCCGAAUUCCUUCACUGCUAUUCCGGUCUCCUGAUGCCCGACGAUCAAUAUCCCAUCACGUCCAUCGCUCUAAUCGAGGCACUAGCCGGGGAGAAGGCAGGUUUUCUCUACCUGAACCGUGUGUUGGUGAUCUUGCUUCAGACUUUACUUCAGGACGAGCUGGCCGAAGGCUACAGCGAACUGGACAUGCCACUCUCCGAGAUUCCUCUCACCAUGCAUUCCGUGUCGGAGCUGGUACGCCUUUGUUUGCGCCCCUCAGACUCGCACGGAGAAGAAAGCAUCCCAAGUUCGGAGGACUGGCAGCCCGGUAGCGGCUACGAUGACGUGGUGAGCAGCGAGUUCCUGGAGAAGUUUGAGACAUCAGAGGUAUUUGAGCUUACGCCUCAGGAGAAGGUCAGCCUGCUGGUGGCGCUGUGCCAUCGCAUCCUCAUGACCUACUCUGUGGAGGAUCAUGUGGACGCCACGCAUCAACGAUCGGCCGAGCUGUGGAAGGAGCGGCUCGCCACGCUCAAAGAGGUCAACGACCGCAAGAAGGCAGAGAAGCAGAAACGCAAAGAGCAGAUGGAAGGCGGCGAACAAGGCAAGGCGGAGAAGAAGAAAGAGGCGAGCGUGAAGAAAGAGCCGCCUAAGAUUGCAAAAGUGGAACCGGAGACCGAAGACAUGAUUAGUACGGUGAAGAGCAGACGUCUGAUGGCGAUUCAAGCCAAGAAAGAGAAAGAAGAACAGGAACGGCAAAACAAAGAGCGUAUGGAGAAAGAGGCUGAGGAGGAGCGGAUCAGGAGGCAGAAAGCUGCUGCAGAGAAAGCGCUCCAGGAUGGGGUCACCAAAGCCAAACUGGUCAUGAGGAGAACGCCACUGGGCACAGACCGCAACCACAACCGAUACUGGCUGUUCUCUGAUGUGGUUCCUGGGCUGUACAUCGAGAAGGGCUGGGUACAUGAUAGUAUAGACUACUCCUUCACCCUACCUCCUGACGAGAACCCGGUGCCGUCUGAAGAAGAGGAAGAGGUAAAGAAAGAUGGGAAAGAGGUGCAGAAAGAUAAGGAAGAAGUGAAGAAAGAAGAGCAAGAAGAGGAAACUGAAGAUGGAGAGAAAGAGGAUGAGGGCAGCAUAGCUUCAAAUGAAAACGGUCACCAAGGGGCGCCAGUGCCUGAGACCUGCAUUGAGACCACUGUGCCCAAACAAGGACAAAACCUUUGGUUUGUGUGUGAUUCAACAAAAGAUCUAGAUGAACUAAUAGAGUGUCUUCACGCUCAGGGAGUGAGAGAAAGUGAACUCAAACUCAGGCUACAGGCCCACUACCAGGACAUCUUACACUCCAUCCAUCUCACGAAAAAGGGAAAUCCCGGUCUGAAGACCUGCGACGGACACCAGGAGCUGCUCAAAUUCCUGCGCAGUGACAUCAUCGAGGUGGCCUCCCGUCUACAGAAAGGAGGUCUGGGCUACAUGGACGACAUGUCUGCGUUUGAAGGGCGGGUGCGCGAGCUGGAGAAACUGCAGGACUUUGGCGAGUGUCUGAACACCCUGCAGGAGAGCGUCAUCAAAAAGUUUCUGCAGGGCUUUAUGGCACCCAAACAGAAAAAGAAAAAGAAGGUCGGGGGAGAGGAGAGCUCGACUGCGGUGGAGGAGGUUGAUGAUCAAAAGAGGUUGGCUGAGGAGGCCAGGGUUGCGACAGCUGUGGAGAAAUGGAAAUCUGCCGUGCUUGAAGCUCAGACAUUCUCCCGCAUGCAUGCGUUGCUCGGCAUGCUGGACGCCUGCAUCAAGUGGGACAUGUCUGCAGAAAACGCCCGCUGUAAAGUGUGCCGCAGGAAAGGAGAGGAUGAUAAGCUCAUUCUGUGUGAUGAAUGUAAUAAAGCUUUCCACCUGUUUUGCCUCCGCCCCGUGCUCCAUCGCAUACCGGCGGGUGAGUGGCUGUGCCCGGCCUGCCAACCCACCACCGCCCGACGCAGCUCCAGGGGCAGAAACUACAAAGAGGACAGCGAGGAGGACAACGACAAGGAGGAAGAGGAAGAAUCCGAGGAAGAGGAGGAAUCAGAAGAGGAGGAAUACAGAGACACGGGCCACAGCUUGAGGCCUAGGAAAAAGGCGAAGCAGUCUGUGAAGCCCAAAGUGCAGAGUAGAGCACCACAGAAAAAGAGUACACCUCCUAGUGCCAAACCUGCCACCAGAUCCACACCUAGAUCACGAGCAGACACGGAUGAGCUGAGUAAACCACAGCAGAAAAAUGGUUCGCCACUUAGCACCAAACCUGCAACCAGAUCGGCACCUAAACCACGAGGGGACAAAGAUGAGUCGAGUAAACCACCUCAGAAGAAUUCGCCCUCCAAACCAGUGUCUAAAUCACGUCCAGCGCCGGUUAACACCGCUGACAUCGAUGAGCUGGUCCGACAGAGCUCCAGGACUGGGGCUACGAAACAAUCAAUUGAGCUGGAGAAAUGUGAGGAGAUCCUUCUGAAGCUCACAAAAUUCCGACACAGCUGGCCCUUCAGGGAUCCGGUGUCUGCUGAGGAGGCUGAAGAUUAUCAAGACAUCAUCAGGUGCCCGAUGGACCUCACCACCAUGCAGAACAAGUUCAAAUCCUCUCAGUACCGCGGCGUCUCUGACUUCUUGGAGGACAUAAAGCUCAUCUUCUCCAAUGCAGAGGAGUACAACCAGCCCAGCAGCAACGUCCUCACCCUGAUGUCACGCACUGAGGAAGCUUUAAUGGAGCUUUUGCAGAAGAGCCUCCCAGGGGUCAGCUACCUACGUCGUCGAACUCGCAAACGCCUGGUCACUCGAUCCGAGGAGGAGGAGGACGACGAAGAAGAAGAGAAGAUACAGAACGGAAAGCAUACAAGAAGCAGACAGAAGGACGAUAAAGACUACUCCGGACGAAGGAAAACCAGGAACAGCAACGGCAAAGGAAAUGAAACGGAAAGCGAGGAAGACGACGAGGAGGUUGUUCAGAGAAAAAGCAAGCGGACAGUCCGGAAGGAUUAUCGGGAGCAGGACAGCGACAAUGAGAGGGACACCAGGAGAACCGGUGUGAGGCGGACGUCUCGAGGCGUAACGUACGAGAAGGACGCCAGCAGCGACGAGGACUCAGUCAACCAGCGACAUUCCAAGAGGCUAAAACGUUCAUGAAGACCCAGGGUGCUCUUUUGUGUUAUUUGUAUUUUUUAUCAUAUCUCCUCCCGCCCUGCAUAUGGGAUAGAGCCCCCGAUGUAGAUUAUUUCUGUUUAUUUGACUGUUCGAAGGUUUUUUGUUAAUAUUUAGGAGAAAACGGAUUUAUAUUUGUAAGUUGAUUAAAAACGGUGACACUUGAGAUCUGCUUUGAAAUUGAGCUGUCAUCUCUUUGAGCUCUUAAGACUUUUUUUAUUUAAAGUUUGACUUAGAAAACACAAAAAAUUUAAAACCACGAAUGAAUUGGGUUGUAAUGCCACCUAGCUGCUGUGUAAAACUUUGAUGGAUUGUUUAGCUCCAGAAGUUUCAAAACAACAUAAAUGUUCUAGAGCUCUUGAAAAAUACAACAGUGAUUUUGGAGGGCAAGAUUGAUAAACUCAAUGUCAGUGAAUCUGACUUUAUAUGUUAUUCGAAUCUGUGCGUUGUUUAAUUGGCACUAAAAACCCCCAUGGUGGUAUGAUGUUAAACUAAAAGUUUAUUUGUUGGAAUGUGCCACUUGUUUUUUUUUGUGACUUAAUUUUGAUUUCAUUUAGGUAGUGGCACAUUGCAAAAUUAUGGCCCUGUUUUUGAAUAAAAAAGUCUUGAAAAAGCUGGAGUAUUAGAGAUACUUUAUUAGCCUGUUGGGACCUUGAUGGAUUUUCUUUAUAAGCGGGUGAUCCUAUUACUAACCAAUAGGUGGCACUCUACAGCAGACCUAUUCUAAAGAUGUGUUGCUCUCACGAUUAAAGUUCCCUUUGUAGUUAAACUGACGUUUGAAUGUUAAAUCCCCACUAAAGACAUUUGCAGUGGUGAACCGAAUAAAACAAAAUUCACCAUCACUAAAAACUAAUAGAUGAACAUGUGCUUAAUCAUAAAGACACGCUUCUAUCCCAGUAUAUGAUGUGAUGUCCACAUGUGAGUUUAUUUUCAUUGAUCAAACAUGCCAUUUCUGUCCUUCCAAUUUACCGGAUGAUGAUGAUGAUAGUACACGUAGGUUUUUUGGUCCGUAGACACAGAAGCAGCCUCAUGGUAUAACGCAUGACUGUGUUGGUCCUCAACAGAUUUAAACGAUUUAAGGUUUCAGCUUGAAUCUCCUCAUUCUAAAUUUGUCUAACUAAAAUAGAGGAAAUGUCAUUUAUCAUAAACAUUCUUUGUGUAUUGGUUCGUAGUGUGCAUCAGUUUUCAUAGCACAAUUUUUGGGUAAACAUUUUCAUAAACUCUUGACAGCAUCUUCAUAUGACGGGUAGUUUUACAUUUCUUUCGGUUAGAAAACUACUGGUCAGAAUGUUUGUGGAAUGUCUCCCUGUGAUGCUGUGAAUUCAGGGGUUGAAUGGCGGAGUCUCACAGGUGUAAAUGCUUUCUUUCAGGUUGGCUAGUGAUGGGCAAAUACAGGUUUUUUUGUGUGUGUAUUUAUAGCUCUUGGACCUGGCAGGGAAACUCUAAACUUUAAGGACAUCUCUCCCAUUUUUUUACCUGCAGAAAUCCCGAGGUUUGUUUCCGGAAGUGUUUUCUUAUAAAGAUCCCUUUAUUGUCACUGCCAGUUGUAAAAUCUCCUGUUGUAUAAAGCGAGGGUGGGGUCUGGGAACUUUGGGGACAGAUUUUUUUCUUUAUGUAAUUUCUUUUUAAUAAAACGUUGUACACUGUUAAACAUUCGUCAUGGGCUUUACUUUCGUGGUUUCCAACCUGCAUGGUUUCUUUUACCUGACCCAUAGAAAAUAUUGAUACUUACCAAAGGUGUGUGUUAAGCAUAAGGUGGCUCCAAAAAAUACAAUACUGAUAAUGACUUUCAAGGUACUUAAAGGAACAGUUCAUCCAAAGAUUUAAAUUCUGUCAUUUCCUCGCCUUCAAGUUGUUCCAAAUCUGUAUAAAUUCUUUUAAAAAUACGUAGAAAGAUAUUUGGAAGAAUGCUUGUAACCAAAUAAUUAUUGGACCCCAUUGACUACCAUAGUAGGAAAAAAUCUUUAAAAUUUGCUCUGUGGAACACAACACAAGAUGUUUGGAAGAAUGUACUUCUGGGGCACUAUUGACUGCCAUUGUAUUUUUUUUACCAAAUAUCUUUCUGUUCAUCAGAACAAAGACAUUUAUACAGGUUUUGGAAAAACACAAGAGUGAGUAAUGAUGAGAGAAUUUUUACUUUUCGUGGAACUGUCCUUUUAAGUUUGCAUGGUACUGCCAAUGUAGUGUGGUCUGUCGCCUACGAGAUCUCAUAUAGGUUAGGAUGCUGCCAAUGUAGGUAGUGGUCCACUUACUUGAAAAAAGUCUUAAAUUUAUGAACAGUAAGGUCUGACGUGCCCAAGGCGCAGCUGUCAUAAUCCAAAGAGGUUUUUUGUCCUUUAUCCCAUGAAAGCCGUUUGUCUUAACCUCAGCCCCCUCAGCACCUCCUGUCCACGCGUAAUGGGGCUCUAAUCAUGAAAGAGCGAGAGAGGUACUCCUUUCAUUCUUUAAUUACACACACUGUUGUUUUUGUUGGACGUCUCGGGUGGCAGAAGGUAAUUGGCCUUCCUCACGUCGCCGCUCAGCCAGCCUGGCUCCAGACUUUCCACUGAGGACAGAGACUGGCCUUAAACCUGGGAUAGAAUAUUCUCAGUGUUUGGAAGAGAAGAAAACGUGAAGACAGAUGCGCCAAUGUAGAUAGUAGAAAGUGCAUGUAUAAAUUGUGGUUACGCACAGGAGGGAACAACGUGAGGCACUGAGAUGGAAAGGCGGAGAGCCGGUUGGGGUCAGGUAUUGAAGAAAGGGAACGUUCAGAGGAAAACAGCGACACAGUGUGUACUGAUGCCCAAACCUGCCAAUAUUCCUGAUUGAAUUAAAUGUUGACAUUGCCAGGUGAGGUCCUGUUUUAUUCUGGGAAGAGAACCUCGUUGAAACCACUUUAAUGUCAUUGUAGGUGCACCAGUGUCUCAGCGUAUUUCUUGAAAUAUCUUGUUUGAAAGGUCUUUGCCUCUGGGCGAAACUUCCAAUGUUUUAAGGCUAAAUUGUAUCUGACCAUGACUACUGAGUCUGACCUGCUUUUUCAUGUUUAACCCUUCAAGGUCCAGUGUGUAAUACAGAAAUGCAAUGUAACAUACAUUACUUUAUGUAAGGUCUUAAUACACCUCUUAACACAAUGAAGUGUUUUGUUUUUAUUACCUUAUAAAUAGUUAAUUCUAUCUACAUACACAGCGAGUCCUCGAAUUUGGCAUAAGAAGUGAAUUUGACAUAAGAAGUAAGGCAAAUCCUUCGCCAAAGAAGUGAAAUGUGACAACAUCUUAGUCCUGUGCCAGCCACCGUAGUGCUUCGAAAUCGAGAGGUGGAGAGAGCCAUUGAUUGCAAUUUGCAACCUCAUAACUAGAUGGCGAUAAAUUCACAUACCUGUACUUUAAAAUUACUACAAAAUGUCUGAUUUAAAAUCAUUACAAAUUGACAACUGUCCCGAAAUGUUCAUCUGAAUAAUGUCCACCUUUUUUUAAAUUGGAAGACAGUACACAGAAUUGUGAGACAGUAUUGGGUAAAUUGUGAUGAAAGCCACAUGCAUUCUAAAUAUAGCUAAAUAUAACAAAGUGAGCUUGUGUCUGUUGUAGUUGUUUGAACUGGGUUUGGUUGAGAAGCAUAUUAUUAUCCAGAUCAUGUUUUAAUGGAGACAGAACUCAGUAUUGUGUGUGUGUCUGCCUCCCAGUUGAGAGGAAUUAAAGAUGAAGACAUCAAAGUGCGCGACAUUAGAAACGAAUCUCUACCCACACACACAAAGCAGCACAAUCGUGGCAUUAAAGAAACAGGGCAGAAGCAGCUGUCUAGUAGGAAAAGGGAGGAUUUCUGUGCACAUCUAACCCCGUGUAACAGAGACCUUCCAGUUCCAGCGUGUGGGUGGGUGAGAAUGAGUGAUUUUUGUGUUCUCAUAAAGGUAUUUGUUUGCCUAGGCAAAUUUUUGUUUCGGUGAAUAGUGGGCUUGUGCUUCUCGUGAGUGUGAAUUAGUGUGUGUUAAGGAACAGUAAGGGACCUGCUGGAUCAUAAAAGAGUCUGAAUGGUUGAGGGGCAUGUAAUUCAUUACAGAUGUGAAGGUAAUCUUACCCAGACAGGUCUGAUGGCUGCUGCCGCUCCAGCACUAUCAGACCCGACCUGCACACCGCUGCACCACGGCCAGACUGAGACAAAGCAGCUCUGUAGAGCCAACUUUAAAACAGCACCUCACUUCACCACCACAAGUUUCAAAAUGAAUUUAAUGAUGUGCAAAUUGACAUAUUUUUUGAAGAAUGCAAAAAAUGUGUCUCAUGUAAAGAUCACUUAAGAUCAGGUCUGGUGGACGUACAGGACCUCUUUGUUAGUUGGCUACUCAUUUAAGAUAAAGUGAACAACUGGUUGAUCAUUCUGACUCACUUCUAUGUGAUUUUUCAAAAAUGAUUUUAUUCUAAGGACCAAUAUUAUAAAUAUAUAAUCGUGUAGUUUAAUAUUACUGUAUUAAAGAUUAUUAAGGUUCUAAAAUGCUGAUUGCUGAAUACAGAGUUCCAACUGUAAAAUUAUGUUGUAAUGAAAAUCACCUGUUUGUUUUGAAAAAAAUGUACACUGUGAAAAAGGUCUCUCUUUUUAUUAAAUUGAACAUUUCCGAUAUUUUUUUAAGUUUGGUGUAAAAUGAGAUGAAAAUCAUGUUUUACUUUACUUUACAUUUUUUCUAAAGGGUUCCAGAGAAAGGAUCUUGGAUGUUAAAGUCUCUUUGUUUUCGCAAAAUUUGAAAAAGUAAAAAAGUUAUUUUGACUUUGAAAAGAAAGGUUGAAAGAAACCUUUGAGUAAAGAACCGUCUUUGGUUACCCAAAGAACCAUUUAAUGGCAUUGCUGUGACAAACCAUAUAUACAACUUAUAAGGUGCCAUAAAGGUAAUUUAUGGAACCAUUCAGCCCAAAAUUGUUCUUUACCACUAAAGUAAAGAACCAGAGAACCAGUAACCUUAGAACCUUAGAAUGUUUCUGUUGGACAAAAGUUGCAUUUUAAUAGAAUGGUUUCAUUAGGCGAUAAAAAUGUAGGAAAGACAUGAUCAUUUCUCUCCUUCUUAUUUGUGGAUGUUUGCUCGGUGGCUUUUGGUCGGGGUCACUGAGUGCAGCUGUGACACGUCAGAGGGGAUCUGGCCCUCCUGGCUGAGCCUGGUUCUCCCGAGGUUUUUUUCUCUCCAUUAAUCAAUCAUUGGAGUUUGUAAAAUCCUCGCCACAGCAGGGCAGUGUUGGCUUGCUCACAGAGAAACUGCAUUUUAUUUUGAUAUUAUUUAUUAGAAUGAUCUUGCUUGUUCUAUAAACACCAUGCACUGUGCUGUGUUUUACCUUUCUGUGAUUUUCUUAUUUGCUCCUGUAAAGCUGCUUUGGAACAAUGCACAUUGUGAAAAGCACUAUAUAAAUAAACUUAAAUUGAAUUAA
Molecule: messenger RNA, 10913 nt
Organism: Triplophysa dalaica
Lineage: Eukaryota; Metazoa; Chordata; Actinopteri; Cypriniformes; Nemacheilidae
Gene: baz1b
Product: bromodomain adjacent to zinc finger domain, 1B
Exons: 21
Coding region: 571-5517 (1648 amino acids)
Biological process (GO): chromatin remodeling
Cellular component (GO): WICH complex
Molecular function (GO): protein binding; histone H2AXY142 kinase activity
Source: RefSeq, a predicted model, not a curated record